GCUGUUUGUGAGCGCAGAGGAGGGGAAGAAACGGCUGAUAAAUGCACGAGCGCGCCUGUUACGCACGGUGCGUCUCCAUCAUGACGUCGUGAAUUAGCUCAAGAUUGUAGAGAGGGGGGGUGAGAGGAGAAGGAGAGUGUGGUGAAUCGUCGGCUCUGUGUGCUGUGCUCUAACUCCCCCUUUAAAAAAAAAGGAUUUUUAUUUUAUUUUUGUUCCGUUCUUCUUUUUGACAAAUGCAAUACAGGGAAGGCGGGCGUGCUGCUUUUGUGCCAUACCGUUCACGCGUGGAGCACCCCGCAUAUUUACUGUAAAGCCAUAUCGACAGAGCCAUACAGCCGCCGCAAAGAUGCAGAUUUCUACCAAAUAAUCGGACUUUUCCUCGGAGGGUCCCUGCCGGAGGACUCGCCGCUGUCUGGGAAUCCAGAAAUGGGGCGGCUAUUGUUUCUGAUUAUUCUCUGCACUCUUCCAUCUUCAGUUGUGCCCAUACAUAAUUCAUCAGCGGGAGGCUGCGCCAUCAUCCGACCUCCGAGGGACGGCGGGAUCCGCUACCGAGGCCUGACGCAGGAGCAGAUCCGCAGCGUGCAGAUCCUGCCGGUGGAUUAUGAGAUCGAGUACAUCUGCAGAGGAAACCGGGUGAUCGUUGGACCAAAGGUCAGGAAGUGCUUGGCCAACGGCACAUGGACGGACAUGACGCUGCCCAGCACAUGCUUGCUGCUGUGUCCGCGGGUGUGGACCUCUCUGGAGAACGGCAGGGUGACGGCAAAUCCCCCAGGACCUCCGGUGGAAGGGACGGCGCUCCAUUACAGCUGCCACGCAGGCUUCAUCCUGGAAGGGAGAAACAUCAGCCACUGCACCAAGCUGGGCAAGUGGGACGCGCCUAAACCCACCUGCCUGUACGACAGAAACUAUACAGGCAAGAAGAAGCUGUACAUCGGAGCGCUGUUCCCCAUGAGCGGGGGCUGGCCCGGAGGGCAGGCAUGCAUGCCCUCCGCUCAGAUGGCUCUGGACCUGGUGAACAACAGGAGCGACAUCCUGCCGGACUACGAGCUGGAGCUCAUCCACUACGACAGCAUGUGUGACCCAGGAGAAGCCACCAAGCUGCUGUAUGACCUGCUCUACACCGAGCCCAUCAAGAUUGUGCUGAUGCCCGGCUGCAGCGGCGUUUCCACGCUGGUUGCUGAAGCUGCUCGUAUGUGGAACCUCAUAGUGCUGUCAUAUGGCUCCAGCUCGCCCGCCCUGUCCAACCGCCAGCGCUUCCCCACCUUCUUCCGAACGCACCCCUCCGCCACCCUGCACAACCCCACCAGGGUGCAGCUCUUCCAGAAGUGGAAGUGGACGCGCAUCGCCACCAUCCAGCAGACCACAGAAGUCUUCACCUCCACGCUGGAUGAUCUGGAGCAGAGGGUGAAGGAGGCAGGCAUCGAGAUCAGCGUUCGUCAGAGUUUCCUCACCGACCCGGCUGUUGCUGUCAAGAACCUCAAGCGCCAGGACGCCAGGAUCAUCGUGGGGCUCUUUUACGAGACCGAAGCCAGGAAGGUGUUUUGUGAGGUGUACAAGGAGAAGCUGUACGGAAAGAAGUACGUCUGGUUCCUGAUCGGCUGGUAUGCUGACAACUGGUUUAAGAUCAAAGAUCCGGCGAUCAACUGCACAGCCGAGAACAUGGCGGAGGCUGUGGAGGGUCACGUGACCACCGAGAUCGUCAUGCUGAACCCAGAGACCGUCCGCGGGGUCUCCAACAUGACGUCGCAGGAGUUUCUUGCUGCCUUGAUGUCCCGUCUGGGGGGGAAGAACCCGGAGGAGACCGGUGGCUUUCAAGAAGCCCCUUUAGCCUAUGACGCAGUGUGGGCUCUGGCUCUGGCUCUCAAUAAGACCGUGGCACCUCUGAAGGCCAGAGGUCGACGCCUGGAGGACUUCAACUACAACAACCACGACAUCACGUCCGAGAUCUACAGAGCGCUCAACACCAGCUCCUUUGAAGGGGUUUCGGGCCAGGUGGUGUUUGACGCUCAGGGUUCCAGGAUGGCAAUGACCCUCAUCGAGCAACUGCAAGGUGGCAGUUAUAAGAAGAUUGGUUACUACGACAGCUCGCAGAAGAACCUCUCCUGGUUUGGGAACGAUGUGUGGAUAGGGGCGGGGCCUCCAGCAGAUCGGACAGUAGUUAUUGAGGAGUACAGGUUCCUGUCUCAGAAGCUGUUUGCAGCCGUGUCCGUCUUUGCCGGCCUUGGUAUUCUGCUCGGCAUUGUUUGCCUGACCUUCAACAUCUAUAACGGCAACGUACGCUACAUCCAGAACUCCCAGCCCUACCUGAACAACAUGACGGCGGUGGGCUGCAUGAUGGCGCUGGCUGCAGUGUUUCCGCUGGGGAUCGACGGCCACCACGUCCACAGAUCACAGUUCCCCGUCGUCUGCCAGUUUCGCCUGUGGCUCCUGGGCCUCGGCUUCAGCCUGGCGUACGGUAGCAUGUUCACCAAGAUCUGGUGGGUUCACACCCUCUUCACCAAGAAGGAUGAGAAGAAGGAGAAAAAGAAGCAGCCCUUGGAGCCGUGGAAACUCUACGCAACAGUUGGAGUUCUGCUGGGCAUCGACUUCCUGUCGCUGGUGAUCUGGCAGGGCGUGGAUCCCCUGCACAUCACCGUGGAGAAAGAGGAGCGGGUGUCUGCGCUGCGCAACCAGCUGGCCGAGCGGCAGGCUCUGCGAAACCGCCGCCGACCCUCCUCUGGCCAGAAUCAGAACCACAACGCCCAGGCCGACCCCAAGUCGCUGCUUCCCCCACCGGGCUACCCGAACCCCACCAUGGAUAAUCACUCCAUGCCGCCCUCCUUCUCCAACUCGUCCAAUCUCUACCCAGCGGAGAGCAAGAUGGGUCGCAACCACUGUCACAACAGCCAGAUCCCUCUGCUGUACAAGUAAAAAACGCGAGGGCGGGGCCUCAAGGUGCGCACACGGGUGGGGUUGGGGACACGAAACACAACGUGACACUGUGACUUUCACUUCUUUCGGGUGGAGCACGCAGAGGUGCGACGUAAACACAAUGAGAACACGGCAGCUGUGGAGGAAGCCACGCUCGUCCUCACAGCUUUGAUCUCACUGCGUUCAAGCCGAAAACAAAAGCACAUCUCUGAGGAGCAGCACGACACCUCCAGCAAACUUUGGAGUGCCUCCUCAUCCGUUAUCUGCUUAUGUUGUGGAGACACCACAUGGAGGAGGAGGAGGUGGAGGAACCGUGUUUGUGUCUUUGGUAUUUCAUCUUUCGUCCUUCGAGUUUGUCGAUUUCACUUUGUGGUUUUUAUUGUUCUGUAAUGAUUGAUCUAUUUGUCAUGAGGUUCUUCUGAACUGUCUGACAGAAGAAGAAGAAGCUCUGCGGAGCAGCAGACUCACGCAGAAGUGAAAUAGCCAUAACCUACAGGCCAGAGAGCUUCGCAUGUGUGGUGUCGGGGCUGUGUAUUGAGUACUGCAUUUUAAUGACCUUUACCGAUGUUCGCUUAACAAACUGUGUCGAAGAGGAACAGCUGGACGCCUGCAGAGAAAAGUUUGGAUCCUUAUGAAAGUUGAGGUAUUUGUUUUUGUAGAACGAAAGAAAAAAAUCUCCCAAUUCUUGUUUGGAGGAUUUUCACCCCACCCUCCCGUCGCCGUCGUCGCCGCCGCCUGCAUUUUUGGUGAAUCUUUGGUCCCAUACUGUUCCAAAGCAAUACUGGACUCAUUUCCACCGCACACCCCUGCGGUUCAGGCUGGAGAAGCAUCUGCUGACAAUAGAAAAAUGCCGCAGUUUAUGCAAAAGCACAUCCGCGCAGACAGACGUCUUAACAUUUCAGGUUCCAAAUGUGUGAGGCACAAUUACUUUGUGAUAAUCAUCACAAUCUUCACAGACUCAGCUUGUAAAAGGGAAACUUUACAUCAGAAUGGGUAUAGUCUGUCUCUCCUUCCUGUUUUUGCAAAAAUAGUUACCCCCCCAGCUGAAAUUUCAAGCCACUUCCUGAUUUCCUGCUUUAAAAUAAGGGCCUUUCCUGCAGGUAUUUAGAGAAAGCACAGUUUUUCCUUGAGAUUUCUUACCUGGAACCUGUUUCUCGUCAUUCUUGUGAGCAUUUUUUUUCUUUUAAUUUCUAUGUGACAAUCGAGAAUGAUAGCAGACUUUUUUCUUUUCUUUUGAGGUCUUCAAAUAAAUCGCGAUGUUUUGAAAGGUGAACAAAGAGUAACACAAGGAACCGUUUAUAUAUCCAGCAGUUAAUCUGAAUGCUCUAUUUCAUUCAUGACCUACGAAGCAAUGAUGCCUAAAGAGCUCGAUCGGCGGGUAAAAUGACAAAUGUUUCAGUAUCUGUUAAGCUAUAUUCAUCUGAUGGAGCACUUUAUCCUGAAAUGAUCACACAUUAUAGUUCGAAAGCUCAGGGUUUUGAGGCACAAUGGUCAACUGGAAUGAAUGAAACAGGCCAUUUUAUUAACUCUGCAGAACAUGGACUACAUAGUGUAACAUAUGAAUGCAGAAAUAUAAAAAAAGUUCUAUUAUCUUGCACAUAUAUGUUAAUAUACAUGGAUUGUGGGGAUAUUUGUAUUCACUAUCUAUGAUCUUUAAUGUUAUUUCAGAGUAUGUGUAUGCAAGUAUAUGGGAAAAGUGAAUAAAUUCAAUGUUUUUUCACUCGA
This is a messenger RNA of Oryzias latipes (Japanese medaka), 4635 nucleotides long. Lineage: Eukaryota; Metazoa; Chordata; Actinopteri; Beloniformes; Adrianichthyidae. The record is from RefSeq and is a predicted model, not a curated record.